GAAACGCUCUGCACUCGGUGAGAAAUAUCACAAGUCUCUUCCCAGAAGCACAGUGCUUUUGGGCCAUGAGCAUAAAUUUUCUAUUCAAGGGGCUAUUAUAUUUUAAAAUAUAUUUUCAUGCAAAGACAAAUUGUUCUCUAGGCUGCUACACUGCAUUCUGUUGCUAGACUUUGCUGUUAUAUUAUCUUAGGUCUCUGUAACUAAUUAUACCACUUUUAACUCUUCAUUAGUGGGUAUCAGUCUAUUAACAACCUGGACAAAGAUUUACAUUUUAUAUGAAUAUCAAAACUGGUCAAUGCAGUUAAUGUACGUACAUUGAGGGGGUUUUUGUUUGCUUGCACAGAGCUGCCAGGCACAGUGAAGAUCAUGUCUCUGUAAACGUAAAGCUCAUCUCGGGUGCAUCCCCUGUUUUCUCUCCCCCAAGUCCGUUUCAUACGAUGGGGGACUCGGCCAACGCGACCAUCGGUGGCAGCUCCGGCGGGACGCCCUGGCCGGCCACGUGCCCCCGGGACACCGGGGCCACCCGGCUGCUCUUCCCCGUGCUCUACAGCCUGGUCUUCCUUCUGGGGCUCACACUGAACAGCCUGGCUUUCUGGGCUUUCUUCCACAUUCCCACCACAUCCACGUUCAUCGUCUACUUGAAAAACACGGUGAUCUCUGAUUCCAUAAUGACCCUGAUGCUCCCUCUGAAGAUCCUCGCGGACUCCGGCCUGGGCCUGUGGCAGCUCAAGGCGUUUGUUUGCCGCUUCUCCGCUGUAGUAUUUUAUGAAACCAUGUACAUCAGCAUYGUGCUCCUUGGUCUCAUUGCGUUCGACAGGUUUCUCAAGAUCGUGAGACCGUUUGGGAAGUUCUGGGUGCAAAACGUCAACUCGGCCAAAAUCCUGGCGGGCCUCGUGUGGCUCUUCUUCUUCGCCCUCUCUCUGCCCAAUAUGAUCCUGUCGAACAAGCAGGCGACGCCGCGGUCGGUGAGCAAGUGCGCCGCGCUGAAGAGUGACCUGGGGCUGAAGUGGCACGAAGCCGUCACCUACGUCUGCCAGGUCGUCUUCUGGACCACCCUCGUCCUCAUGCUAAUCUUCUACAUCGUGAUUGCCAAGAAGGUGUUCGAGUCUUACGCGAGGACAGAGAGGAAGGACAACAAAAGCCAACAGAAGAUAAAGGCAAGAGUCUUCAUCAUUUUCACGGUGUUUUUCCUGUGCUUUGCCCCGUUCCACUUCAGCAGGAUCCCCUACACGCUCAGCCAGACCAGGAGCGGGAUGGACUGUGGCCUGCGGAAGCGGCUCUUUGUGGCCAAGGAGAGCACGCUGUGGCUCGCGGCCACCAACGUCUGCAUGGAUCCCCUCAUCUACCUGCUCCUCUGCAAGCCCUUCAGAGAGAAGGUGCUGGGCACAAGGGCAGAGGCGCUCACGAAGGCGGCACCUACGAAGCCCGUGCCCGAACCGGACACCACCGUGUCGGCCACCGGACCCUGAGACUGCAGCGCCGAGCACCCGACCCUCUGCCUGGACGGUUACCCAGAAGCCAAGGAACAACCGGUUGCAYUGUGCUGUACAAAGCAGUA
Molecule: messenger RNA, 1558 nt
Organism: Nothoprocta perdicaria
Lineage: Eukaryota; Metazoa; Chordata; Aves; Tinamiformes; Tinamidae
Gene: P2RY13
Product: purinergic receptor P2Y13
Exons: 1
Coding region: 438-1469 (343 amino acids)
Biological process (GO): G protein-coupled receptor signaling pathway; negative regulation of adenylate cyclase activity
Cellular component (GO): membrane
Molecular function (GO): G protein-coupled purinergic nucleotide receptor activity
Source: RefSeq, a predicted model, not a curated record